CGGCGGCCAUGCACCGGGAGCAGGCGGCGCCGGAGCCGGCGGCGGCCGAGCAGGCGCGGCGUCUCACCUCGUUGGACGCGCUUGCCGGCAAGAUCUCGCCGCAGAACGGCGCCGUCGCCGACGAGCCGAAAGCCAAGAUGGGCUCGGCGGGCCUGGGCCCCACCGGCAACGGCCGGAUACCGGACGGCCUCGCGCGGGACCAGCCGGACCCGGACGCCAUCAAGAUGUUCGUGGGCCAGAUGCCGCGACACAUGGACGAGAACGACAUCCGCGCCAUGUUCGAGGAGUUCGGCCCUGUCCACCAGAUUAACGUUCUGCGAGACAAGGUUACCGGACAGAGCAAAGG
Molecule: messenger RNA, 346 nt
Organism: Pollicipes pollicipes
Lineage: Eukaryota; Metazoa; Arthropoda; Thecostraca; Pollicipedomorpha; Pollicipedidae
Product: CUGBP Elav-like family member 2
Molecular function (GO): RNA binding
Source: RefSeq, a predicted model, not a curated record